Agrilus planipennis (emerald ash borer) is the source of this 665-nucleotide messenger RNA. RefSeq lists its product as uncharacterized. Bases 14 to 601 code for a protein of 195 amino acids. Lineage: Eukaryota; Metazoa; Arthropoda; Insecta; Coleoptera; Buprestidae. The record is from RefSeq and is a predicted model, not a curated record. The transcript is spliced from 3 exons.
AAAAGCAGUAAAAAUGUUUAAUCUACGUUUAGCAUUUGUUUUUAUUACAUUAAUUUCAUUUUCUUACUCACAGUACACCUCGCGAGGCCAGUGUGAAGAUCGAGACAGAAUUAACCUAAGCGUGGCACAAUGGUUCAAUUUGCGGCGGUUUGCAGGAAAUGGGGCUCCAUGGUACCCUAUUGCUUCAUACAGCAGCAACCUCGAUUGCUUGAGCUUAUAUUUUACCGAAACAAGUACUAACACCAUGAAUGUGGUUUACACACAAAAAAAUUUAACCACCGGCGUAGUGUCCAGAAGAGAAGGUAAAGCAACAUGGGUUCGACCUGAUUAUAGAGAAGCGAUUAUAAGUGUGAAUCACCCAUAUGAUGGCAAGCCAUUGGUAUACCGAAUGGUUCUGAUAGUUUAUGAUGAAUUCACCGCUCAUUACAGUUGCGUCAAUCUAGAUAAACAAAACAGACAGGAAUUUCUGCAUCUGAUGAGUCGGAAUAGAACUUUGACGUCAGAUCAACAAAGACGUGUUAGAGCAUCUCUUGAAAGGCAACAUCUACCUCAUGGACCAAUGGUGAAUGUUGUACAGGAUCCAACAAUCUGCUCGAUUUAAAAUAACAAUUACAUACAUGAAAUUUGUGAAAAAUUGAUUAAAAUUAAAUUUGUCGGCAGUUUGA